Limanda limanda (common dab) is the source of this 4075-nucleotide messenger RNA. RefSeq names its product disks large homolog 1-like. Gene Ontology annotation, molecular function: protein binding. Lineage: Eukaryota; Metazoa; Chordata; Actinopteri; Pleuronectiformes; Pleuronectidae. The record is from RefSeq and is a predicted model, not a curated record. The coding region runs from base 1 to 4005 and encodes 1334 amino acids. Gene Ontology annotation, biological process: neurotransmitter receptor localization to postsynaptic specialization membrane; chemical synaptic transmission. The transcript is spliced from 26 exons. Gene Ontology annotation, cellular component: postsynaptic density membrane; neuron projection; neuromuscular junction.
AUGCCCGUGCGACAGAAAGAUGCUCAGCGAGCGCUGGAGCUGCUGCAGCAGUACCGGGUCAAACUAGGGCAGAGGCAGCAGGACCAGAAUCAGACCAAAGAGGCCCCCGGGGAGGAAGACCACCAGCUCCAGCAGUCUCUGGACAGAGUCAUCAGCGUCUUCCAAAGUCAGCUCUUCAGCGCUCUGCUCGAUAUCCAGGAGUACUAUGAGUUGACCAUCCUUGUAGACAGCCAGUGUUCUGUGGAUCAGACGGAUGGUCCAGGCCUCCCUGCCUCCUCUAACCUGACAGCACAACUCCCUGAUCAGCCACAGGCCUCUCCUGCUCCCCUUAGCCCCCCGGCUUCUAGUGGACCAACCAAGCCAUCACCCUUAACCCCCAAACCUAGGUCAAUCAAACAUCAACCUGCCCCUCCAGUACCUGGAACACCGGGACAUUCCCCAACAUCCUCGGGUACACCUCAGUCACAGCCAUCCAAAACCAAAUACCGUGCUCCUCUUCCUCCUGUCCAGUCUGGAUCGUCUGUAUCCUCAGCAGCAGAGACUUCUCAACCCUCUUCUCCCUCUGCUACUGGAGUGAACGGAGCAGAAACCCCCACUGGCUCCAUAAAAACACCUCCUGCAGUAUCACUGAAUGGAACAAAGCGACUUCUCACUCCCACCAACUCUGGCGCCUCUUCAGAAACCUCCACCAUCUCUGCGAAUCCGCAAAACCUUCCUGCCUCUCCUGACCUCAAGCUGGUGACGGUCUCAGCCCUCAUCUCCAGCACCAUCCAGGGCCUUGUGUCUCCAACCACUCCGGACAAACUCACCCCCACUGGCACCACUCCCAGCACCAGCCCAGGUCACAACAGAGUCGCUGUCAUCUCUGCAGCUCUCACGACCAGCAAGGACCCGGGAUUCGGCAAAGUCACUCCCACCACGAGUCCAACCAGCCCCAACCUGGGGAAAUUUGCCUUCAGCUACCUCAGCCCCACAGCUCCUCCUGGGCCUUUGACUAAAGGACCUCAUCUGAGCCCCACCAGCCCAGGGUCGGUACAAAUCAACUCCCCAAGCCCGAGUCAUGGUCCAGCCGGCCCCAGGCCAAGCCCACUGACAAGCCCUCUGACCCCCGUCAAGAAGUAUCGGUAUCAAGAAGAAGACGGGGCGUCACCGGGAGCCCCGAGACUCCACCACCACCCCUGCCAUCAUCACCCAAUGGGAGUAGACAGAGAACUGAGGGAUGGAGGGACCCUGGAGAGGGAGGGGAGGGAUGGAGGCACCCUGGAGAGGGAAGGGAGGGAUGGAGGCACCCUGGGGAGAGAAGGGAGGGAUGGAGGAACCCUGGGGAGGGAAGGGAGGGAUGGAGGAACCCUGGGGAGAGAAGGGAGGGAUGGAGGCACCCUGGGGAGGGAUGGAGGCACCCUUGGGAGGGAGGGGAGGGAAGGGAGGGAUGGAGGCACCCUGGGGAGGGGCGGGAGGGAUGGAGGGAGCCUGGGCAGGGGCGGGAGGGAUGGAGAGACCCUGGGCAGGGGCGGGAGGGAUGGAGGAACCCUGGGGAGGGAGGGGAGGCACGCUGGGACCUGGCGGAGAGAAGGAGGGGGCCCCGGGACCACGGAGAGAGAGAGAGAGCGAUCGCUGGGGAGGGACGGAUCUCAAAGACGCCACGCUGACCUGCGGGGGGCGGAGCUUGUGCAGGUGGCGGAGCGGCAUCUGUCUCAGAUUCAACACGUCCACGGAUACGUGACUCACACACACAUCACACCUGCUCAGGUAGAAUCUCCUGACUCUCCAUAUGAUGAAGAGGCGUGGCCUCACCCAGAGGGAGAGAGGCUGACCGACCAUGGCGCCCCGCCUUUCUCCUCCCUCUAUUCACAAAGCCACCCCCACUACCACCAGGCCAACCCCCCUCCGGUGGUGGUCAACGCAGACAGCGUGGACACGCCCCCAUACGUCAAUGGAACCGAAGCAGACUAUGAGUACGAGGAAAUCACGCUGGAGCGGGGUAACUCAGGCCUCGGGUUCAGUAUCGCAGGAGGGACCGAUAACCCCCACAUCGGAGAAGACCCCUCCAUCUUCAUCACCAAGAUCAUACCUGGAGGGGCCGCGGCUCAGAAUGGACGACUCAGGGUGAACGACUGCAUCGUGCGAGUGAACGAGUGCGACGUGAGGGAGGUGACGCACAGCGGAGCAGUGGAGGCGCUGAAGGAUGCAGGAGGUCUCGUCCGACUGUGCAUCCGGCGCAGGAGGAGCCUCACUGAGAGGAUCCUGGAUAUCAAGCUGGUCAAAGGGCCAAAAGGUUUAGGAUUCAGCAUAGCAGGUGGAGUUGGAAACCAACACGUGCCGGGCGACAACAGCAUCUACGUGACGAAGGUCAUCGAGGGAGGAGCUGCACACAAAGACGGACGGCUGCAGAUCGGGGACAAACUCGUAGCUGUGAACAGCGCCUGUUUGGAGGAGGUGUCUCACGAGGAGGCGGUGGCUGCCCUCAAGUCGACUCCUGACGUCGUGUACCUCCGUGUGGCCAAACACACCUCGCUUUUUAUCAACGACAACUUCCCUCCGCCUGACGUCACCAACUCGUACUCCCCACAUCAAGACAACCAUAUAAGCCCUUACAUGAGCGGCAGCCAGUCGGUGAGCCCGGCUCCGUUAACCACUCCCAGAUACUCGCCGCUGCCCAGAGCCAUGACCGGAGAGGACGAGAUCCCCAGAGACCCCCGGCGGGUGGUGCUGCAGCGGGGGUCCACGGGUCUCGGCUUCAACAUCGUGGGCGGAGAGGACGGCGAGGGAAUCUUCAUCUCCUUCAUUCUGGCCGGAGGUCCGGCCGAUCUGUGUGGGGAGCUGCGGAAGGGAGACCGCAUCCUGUCGGUGAACGGCGUGGACUUGUCCAGUGCGACACACGAGCAGGCGGCCGCGGCGCUGAAGAACGCAGGACAGACCGUUACCAUAGUAGCGCAGUACAGACCAGAGGAGUACAGUCGUUUCGAGGCGAAGAUCCAUGACCUGAGGGAACAGAUGAUGACCAGCAGCGUCAGCUCCAGCUCCACGUCGCUCCGCUCCACACAGAAACGCACACUUUACGUCAGAGCGUUGUUCGACUACGACGGGAGUGCGUGCGAUCUGAGCGCGCCCAAUCAGGCACUGCCGUUUCAUUUCGGGGACAUCCUCCAUGUGAGCGGCGCCGGCGAGGAGGAGUGGUGGCCCGCCCGUCACCUCAGCCCCCCGCCCCCCAACUGCCCCGAGGUCGGGGUCAUCCCCAGCCGCAGGAGGGCAGAGAAGAAGGAGCGGUCGAGGUUAAAGACGGUCAGAGUGUCCAGGUCUCAGGACAGAUCGGAUCAGGAUGAUAAAGAGCUGGUAACCUCUGGCACCAGCGAUAGUGAGAGUAGUUCCUCCAAUCAGGAGGAGGUUUUACUCACCUACCAGCCUGUCAUGCAGCAGGAAGUUAAUUACACGCGGCCGGUCAUCGUGCUCGGACCAAUGAAAGAUCGGGUCAACGAUGACCUCAUCUCGGAGUUCCCUGACAAGUUUGGCUCGUGUGUCCCACACACGACGCGGCCGCGGCGAGACUACGAGGUGGACGGCAGGGAUUACCACUUCAUGUCCUCCAGAGAGCUCAUGGAGCAGGAGAUCCAGGAGCAUAAAUUCAUCGAGGCCGGACAGUACAACAACCAUCUGUAUGGAACCAGCAUACAGUCUGUCCGAGAGGUCGCCGACAAGGGUAAACAUUGUAUACUGGACGUAUCAGGGAAUGCAAUAAAGCGUCUCCAGAUGGCAGGCCUCCAUCCCGUCGCUAUUUUCAUUAGCCCACGCAACGUCGACAACAUCCUAGAGAUGAACAAGCGCUUCACGGAAGAGCAGGCGAGGAAGACGUUCGACCGAGCGGUCAAACUGGAGCAGGAGUUCACAGAGUACUUCUCUGGAAUCGUCCAGGGCUCGUCUCUAGAGGAAGUUUACUCGCAGGUGAAGCAGAUCGUGGAGGAGCAGUCCGGUCCAUACAUCUGGAUUCCAACCAAGGAGCGACUUUGAAUAAACACAUCUCACACACAUCACUCUUUCAAUACUUCCUACUUCUCUAAUUUUCUAUUAUCAGCCUGCU